UCAGCAAAACGACAGAAGUUUCACCUAAAUCGCUUUGAGAUGGAUCUCGCAACUAUUAAUGAACAGUCCCUUUUAGCUUUCAAACCAACCAAGUCCCUCAAAGAAUUAGGGACUGAACGAAAAUAUCCUGUAUGCAAAAUUAAGAAAGUGCCCACUAAGUAUGGAGAUGGGUUGGUAGCGGAGCUAGAGGACUGCCAGGUGUUUCUACCCAAGAGACUGCUGGUGCAAUUGGAGGAUCAUCUGGACGAUUUUAAGGAUAAACGAUACGGCCUCAUCAGUCUCGGUGAGAAAACCAUUGAAACAGAGAAGAAAACCAUUUUGUUAGAAUUCGUAAAUAAUAUUUAA
Molecule: messenger RNA, 345 nt
Organism: Anoplophora glabripennis (Asian longhorned beetle)
Lineage: Eukaryota; Metazoa; Arthropoda; Insecta; Coleoptera; Cerambycidae
Exons: 2
Coding region: 40-345 (101 amino acids)
Source: RefSeq, a predicted model, not a curated record